AACAACAACAACAACAACAACAACAACAACAACAACAACAACAACAACAACAACAGCGCCUCGCCGCCCAAGCAGCAGCAGCAGAAGAAGAAGCACACGGUGAACGAAGUCUUCGCCGCCAUCGCCGACGAGGCCAUGAAGAGCCCGAGCGGCGCCGAGGAGCGCCAGCGCAUGAAGCAGAUCAAGGCGGCGGAGAAGGAGGGCAGCAGCAGCAAGUCCCGCGUAGCUACCCCUACGAACCCCAUGACAUCUGCUACUGCUACCUUCGCCACCGCUAACAACGCUGAUGAUGCCAACCAGCCUUCCCUGGCCAACGUCAGCGUCAACAUCGGCAACAAUGGCAGUGGCCGCCUCAGCGGCGGCAGCGCUGGCGGCAACGACGACUGGUACCGCGUCCCGCAGAACCUGCCUAACCCUUUCUUCGGCCCUCCCCUCGGCGAGAGUCUCGGCGACGACGAGUCGUCGUUCUUCAAGGACGCCAUGGGAGAUGAUGCGGAGUAUAUCUGA
This is a messenger RNA of Lasiodiplodia theobromae, 507 nucleotides long. RefSeq lists its product as uncharacterized. The record is from RefSeq and is a predicted model, not a curated record. The transcript has a single exon. The annotation marks the transcript as partial. Lineage: Eukaryota; Fungi; Ascomycota; Dothideomycetes; Botryosphaeriales; Botryosphaeriaceae.